This is a messenger RNA of Schizosaccharomyces cryophilus OY26, 1724 nucleotides long. Its product is annotated as ATP-Mg/Pi carrier. The record is from RefSeq and is a predicted model, not a curated record. NCBI's taxonomy places the organism in Eukaryota, Fungi, Ascomycota, Schizosaccharomycetes, Schizosaccharomycetales, Schizosaccharomycetaceae. Gene Ontology annotation, biological process: magnesium ion export from mitochondrion. Gene Ontology annotation, molecular function: magnesium ion transmembrane transporter activity. The coding region runs from base 250 to 1266 and encodes 338 amino acids. The transcript has 3 exons.
GUUACCUUUGAGUAAUUCUGAUGAGAGCAAACACUAAAAAUUCAUUUUGGGAGCAAACUUGAAAGUGUAAGCACUGUCUUUGGGAUAAUAUAGUGUAACUUAUUGCUGUAAGUCUCUAAAAGUCUUUUGUAGCCUGAUUGAAUGAAAUUGCUCUCUGUGGAAAAGACGCUAGGAAAUUGAAUUGGUUUAAGUGCUAAAGAGGUCGGAGCUUCUAAUUGACCAUCACUAAGAAUAUCGGAAACAACUACUAUGGAGCCUGGAUUCCCUCCCAUGAUGGAAAGAAGUCCAGCCUACAGUCAUAUUCUGAUGGCUGGAGGAAUUGGCGGUGCUACGGCAGACUUAUUGAUGCAUUCUUUGGAUACAGUCAAAACGAGACAACAAGGAGCUUUGUAUACAGACAAGUAUAGAGGAAUGGUCCGUAGUUAUCUUACAAUUUUCAGAGAAGAAGGUCUUUUUCAUGGUUUAUAUAGUGGAGUGUGCCCAAUGUUACUCGGCAGUCUUCCGGCUACGGCAUUAUUCUUUAGUUCUUAUGAAUUCUCAAAAAGGCAUCUGAUGGACACCUAUCAUGUUCCAGAAACUCUUUCAUUUUUACUCGCUGGUUUUGUCGGUGAUCUUUUUGCAUCCGUUGUUUAUGUACCAUCAGAAGUUUUAAAAACUCGACUACAACUUCAAGGACGAUAUAACAAUAAAUACUUUAAGUCCGAUUACAAUUACCCCUCUUUCCGAGGCGCCAUUAAGCAGAUUGCGAAGGAAGAAGGCCCAAGAACAUUUUUCUUUGGUUACCGCGCAACCGUUCUACGAGACAUACCUUUUUCUGGUUUACAGCUUCUAUUUUAUGAAAAGCUCCGUCAGGGUGUGCAAAAGUACUCUGGUAAAAAAGAUAUAGGUGUUAGAUAUGAGUUGAUUAUUGGUUCAUUAGCUGGCGCAGGAGCUGGAUUUUUAACAACUCCUUUAGACCUUGCGAAAACAAGGCUUCAAACCAUGGUUCGACCGACAGGCGUUUCGGAUAAUAUAAAAAGUGGUCGUUAUUUCUAUGGUCAAAUGGAAAACUCUUUGGGAAGUUCUGCCUCCUCUACUAGAAAGCAAACAAUUGGAAUUAGUAAAGUCUUGUCUAGCCUCUACAGAAAGGAGGGUGCCAUGGGAUUGUUUAAAGGUGUUGGCCCUCGUGUGUUCUGGACUUCAUCUCAGAGUUCAUUGAUGUUUGUUUUUUACGAGAGCAUAAUAAGACUUUUUAAACAAAAGGAAGCUCAAUCUAUGUUGGAUUGAGUUCAUUAUCUAUAUAUGAGAACUAUUGCACUAUUCUUUCUUUUUUGGCGCUCAAAAAAGCCUCUCAAAAUCCCCCUCAUCCAACCGUUUUUAGCUUUUAUCAGCAAUGAUAUGUUUUAUAAAGCCUAUUAGACUCCCCUUUUGUUCUUUUUAUGUUGGCUAUAUCAUUGUUGUUUGAAAACACACUGCUUUUUGAAUUCAUAGAAUAUUUGAUUCAUUUUUACAUUUAUUUUUGUCUUCUGACUAUCUAUUCCCUCCUUAAAAAUGUUGAAAAAAAUAAAAAAAACAAAAAAAAAAUCUCUCCCUCAAGAAUUAAGGUCUGCACUAUGGCCUUAUACCUUUAAUGAAAUAGAAGAUUUAGUCACUGAUCCCCUUUUUUGUUUUCUUCUUUAGAAUACAAUAAUAAUAUUAUAGUCUACGAUAACGGCAUGACAUUCGAAAUAUUAGCUUGAUUUCUU